Messenger RNA from Apis florea (little honeybee), 906 nucleotides. RefSeq names its product DUF1676 domain-containing protein Osi15 (gene Osi15). Gene Ontology annotation, cellular component: membrane. NCBI's taxonomy places the organism in Eukaryota, Metazoa, Arthropoda, Insecta, Hymenoptera, Apidae. The record is from RefSeq and is a predicted model, not a curated record.
UUGCCCCCGGGGCAAACAGUCAAAAUCCUCGUGCGUUCGUCGAUAUCGAACAGACACCAACAACCACCGCGAUGAAGCCAUUUAUCGCGAUUUCGUUCGCGCUUUUGUCGCUCGCCUGCGCCGCCAUCGCGCAAGAUCCAUCGAGAGAUCAGGCGGAGAUCAGGCUGACGAGGGCGAUGGACGAGUUGAAUAAGAGGGAUACCAUCGAGAUAUACGGUGACAUGAUCACUUUGGAGAAGGUUGACGUUGCGAGGGAGGAAGGGAGAUCAUCGACGAGCGAGGAUCCACUGGUCGGACAGAUUGAACGAUUCUUCAACAGCAGGAGGAUUCGUGUUCAUCUGCCCAACGAUGGAUCUUCCGCGGAUAUGUUUGGCAGAGCCUUGGGACGGAAGGAUAUGGCCGUUGAACUCAGAGCCUUGACCACGGGGGCCUCUGAAGCCCGUACCAAACUGAAGAAGAUCGUAUUGCCGCUUCUGCUGGCCCUGAAACUCAAAGCCAUGAUCGUGCUGCCCAUCAUCAUCACUCUGAUCGGUCUGAUAGGGAUCAAGGGACUGGGCGCUGGUCUGCUGUCACUUCUCCUCUCGGGAGCGGUGGCCCUCAAGGCGUUGCUCACGCCGCCACCACCCCCCGCCAGGGUGACCUACGGGGUCGUGAAACCCGAGAUCCAUCACGAGCAUUGGCACAGGUCGCAGGAGGAGCUGAAUCAACCCUACAGAGGUUGGGCCCCUGAAUUUGGCCCCGAACAGUACCCCUAUCAAGAUAUCCCUUGAAUCCCUUAAUCUUUAGAAACAUUGCCAAUUCAUCCUCCUCUCAUCCCCUCCCCUCCCCCCCACCCUCAUUUUAUUUAUUAUUCCCUCUGUUACUCUCUGCAUUAUUUUAUAAAAUAAAUGGCAUCGUAUUCCUCUC